ACAAGAGGAUUAAGGAUGAACCCGGUUUGUCUCGAUAUAAAAAGGAUUUCGGGCCGGAAUGAAGAACGCGAUAUCAAUUGUGAUCUUGGACUUGGGGCGUUCUGUUUGGCCGAUUACAGCGACAACCAGAAGGCUAUAAUCAAAAAGUAUUCGGACGUUUGCGAAACAGAAACAGGAAUCUCAGCUGACUCUCACAUCGUGAAGCAAGCCCCAUAUGGGGGACUGUCAGCCAAGGAUGGUAUCUCCAGAAAAUAUAUCGUCUGCAUGCAGCGCGGAAUGGGGUUCCUUGAAGAGGAUGGUAAAAUCAAUGUAGAGAAUGUAGUUAACUUCAUGGUGCCACCCUACGAUCGCAAAGCGGUAGAAGAGUUGACCAAUGAUUGCGUCGGUUCUGAGGUAGGAUCACUGGAAGAUAAGGCAUCCAGUUUUUACAAUUGUUUUUUCACGAAAAAAAAAAUUUGAUAUCUAAGCAAUUGCUAACCGUAUGGUGCAGGAUGUCAAAGUAUAUUCAAAAAUAAAAGAACGUUUUGAAAAAUUA
Messenger RNA from Toxorhynchites rutilus septentrionalis, 535 nucleotides. RefSeq lists its product as uncharacterized. Gene Ontology annotation, molecular function: odorant binding. The transcript has 3 exons. NCBI's taxonomy places the organism in Eukaryota, Metazoa, Arthropoda, Insecta, Diptera, Culicidae. The record is from RefSeq and is a predicted model, not a curated record. The coding region runs from base 16 to 459 and encodes 147 amino acids.